Babjeviella inositovora NRRL Y-12698 is the source of this 2104-nucleotide messenger RNA. It is a transcript of the gene CAT2, whose product is annotated as carnitine O-acetyltransferase. The transcript has a single exon. NCBI's taxonomy places the organism in Eukaryota, Fungi, Ascomycota, Pichiomycetes, Serinales. Bases 11 to 1927 code for a protein of 638 amino acids. Gene Ontology annotation, molecular function: carnitine O-acetyltransferase activity. Gene Ontology annotation, cellular component: peroxisome; mitochondrion. Gene Ontology annotation, biological process: carnitine metabolic process. The record is from RefSeq and is a predicted model, not a curated record.
AGAUCACAUUAUGAAGAGAUUUGCAAACACAGCUGCCCGUUUAUCCCACAUCAUGCCAGUUGGUCAGCUCCCUAAGAACCACGCGCAAAAGCGCUUCACUGCCACCACCAGUGCCCCUAAGGGCGACUUGUUCAAGUUCCAGGCCGAUUUACCGCCAUUGCCGGUACCAGAGCUCAAAGACACUGCUGCCAAGUACUUGGACUCCGUCAAGCCACUUGCGUCAGCCCAGCAAUACGCCGCGACCGAGGCGAAGGUCCAGGAGUUCAUCAGACCGGGUGGGGUGGGCGAAAAGUUGCACGCCAAGUUGCUCGAAAGAGCGGCGCUCAACCGCAACUGGUUGAGCGACUGGUGGGAUGAGUAUGCCUAUAUGGCUUAUAGAGACGCCGUGGUGCCAUAUGUGUCGUACUUCUUUGCCCAUAAGGACUUGAGAGGGCCAAUUGGACAGAACCAGUUGCAAAAGGCGUCGCUUCUUGCAUUCCACGUGACCGAGUUCCUUGACAAGGUUGCGAACGAGCUGCACGAGCCAGAGGUGCUCAAGGGCACUCCAUAUUGCAUGGAAUCCUUCAAGAACUUGUUCAACAACUCGCGUGUACCAACGUUGCCAGCUGACACCACCGUCUACUUCCCAUAUGCGGAAAACCAGUACUUCUUGGUCAUUGUCAAGAACAGAUUCUACAAGAUCUAUCACCAUAACACCCAAGGCCAACAGUUGGCGCCGUUGGAAAUCCACCAACAGCUCGUGCAGGCCGUGGCCGACGCCCAUGCCAAGGGCGUCCAGGAGGCCGCCAUCGGUGCAUUGACCUCCGUGAACAGAGACUUCUGGACCAAUGCAUACGCGGACUUGGCUCAGAACGCGAGCAACCAGGUCUCAUUGGAUGCGAUCCACGCCGCCUCUUUCGUGGUCUGUUUGGAUGAUUCCUCGCCAGUCACCACGCACGACCGCGCUCACAUGUGCUGGCACGGGAACGGUACCAACCGCUUCUACGACAAGCCGUUGCAGUUUAUCGUGGCUGCCAACGGUGCCUCGGGUUUCUUGGGAGAGCACUCCAGAAUGGACGCCACCCCAACCAACAAGUUGAACGUGACCGUGUGCAAACAGUUGGCCAAGGACGCCAGUGCCGGCACUGACUACUUUGCCGGCGCCCCCUCUGCGCCCUCUAUCCCUGAGGAUGCUGCUAAGGAGAUCAGAUUCGACGUCUCCCCAAGUAUUCGCAACGCCAUCGCCGACGCCAAGCAGGAGUUCCGUGCCUCCAUCGACUCCCAUGACAUGUUCACCUGGCAGUUCCCAGGCUACGGCAAGAACUUCAUGAAGACGUGCAAGGUCAGCCCGGACGCCUACGCGCAGAUGUUGAUCCAGGUUGCAUACUACAAGUUGACUGGCACGUUCAAGCCGACCUACGAGCCGGCCGCCACCCGCAAGUUCUUUAACGGCCGUACCGAAAACUGCCGCUCCUUGUCCCCUGAGGCUGUCGAAUUUGUCAAGACCUUUGUCAACGCUAAGGUCUCCAAUGCUGACAAGCAGCUUGCAUUCCAGAAGGCCGCCAAGAAGCACAGUGUGAACGUAGGUGCCGCCGCCAACGGGCUCGGGAUCGACCGCCACUUGUUUGGCUUGCAGCGCUUGGCCAACCCUGAUGAGGUUCCGGAACUCUUCAAGGAUCCAAUGUACGCCUACUCGUCCUCAUGGUUGCUCUCCACCUCCCAGAUUCCGGUUGACGAGUGCUACACGAGUUGGGGUUUCUCCCAAGUUAACGACUUGGGUUUCGGCUUGGCCUAUAUGAUCAACAACGACUGGUUGAACAUUAACAUCUCGUGCAAGAAGGGCAACGGCUUGGUUAGUGAGCAGUUGGGCUACUACUUGACCGAGACCGCCUUGGAGAUGAGAGAAGUCUUGGGCGACGACGCUGCCGUCUUGAAAGCCAAGUUGUAGAAGGAAUUUAAAUGUUUGUUUUACCGUAUAUAAAUGUAGUUCCUAUGAAUUUGCUUUAGAAAACCUUGCCUUGGUCUCCGAUCCUCUACCGCGAAAGGAUUCAGAUUGAGACCGGACUACAAUAAAGCUUUGGAUCUUUUCUCUUGAUCUCUUAUUGCAAUCCACGGUAUGUCUAAG